This is a messenger RNA of Epinephelus lanceolatus (giant grouper), 1845 nucleotides long. It is a transcript of the gene aprt, whose product is annotated as adenine phosphoribosyltransferase. Gene Ontology annotation, molecular function: adenine phosphoribosyltransferase activity; AMP binding; adenine binding. Gene Ontology annotation, cellular component: cytoplasm. The record is from RefSeq and is a predicted model, not a curated record. Gene Ontology annotation, biological process: AMP salvage; adenine salvage. Lineage: Eukaryota; Metazoa; Chordata; Actinopteri; Perciformes; Serranidae.
UUAAAGCUGCAUACGUGAGAGGAAUAAUGCAGCACACACUGGCGGAAGGGACAGCGAGCAGCAAGAAGUAAUCCGUCCCACAGACAGCUAGAAUGGCAGCAGACUCAGACUCUAAACUCCAGCUGGUUCAUAAGCACAUCCGAGCUUUUCCAGACUUUCCGAAGAAGGGCAUCCUGUUCAGGGAUAUCUGUCCCAUCCUGAAGGAUCCAGCUGCUCUGACAGCAGUGAUCGACCUGUUUGAGGAUCAUGUCAGGAAGAAUCACCAGGAGGUUGAUCUGCUCGUAGGUUUAGAUGCUCGUGGUUUCCUGUUUGGGCCUCUGCUCGCCCAGCGGCUGGGUGUUGGCUUCGUCAUGGUCAGAAAGAAAGGCAAACUGCCUGGAUCCACUGUGUCUGUGGCAUAUGAUUUGGAGUAUGGCAAGGCAGAGGUAGAGAUCCAGGAGGAUGCAGUGGCUCCAGGACAGAAGGUUCUACUUAUCGAUGACCUUCUGGCUACUGGAGGGACACUGUAUGCAGCCUGCGAGCUGAUGAAGAAGCAGCAGGCCGAGAUUCUGGGCUGCCUGGUGGUCAUUGAGCUCAAGGAGCUCAACGGCAGUGACAAACUGAAAUCCCACAGUGUAUUCUCCCUGGUUCAGUACUGAGGACUACUGCAACCUCCAGACUGGAAACGGUGUGAACACUGGUUUUACAAACACUCAGGUGCUUUCCAUUUGUCAUUUCAGUCAUGAACUGAUGGGAUGGGGUGAAUGAAUGGAUGUUGUAGACUGAAGAGGCAGAUUUUGUUCACUUGUAUUUUUAUGUCUUCCAAAAACAAGUUUCUCCAUCUGUAUAUAGAAUGCUUACACUCAGGUAUAAUAGAAUAGGAAUGCGUUCCUGUGACUUGAGGGUUAAAGCCAUGCUGUGCUAUCCAUGUGAUGCUACAGCUAACUAGCAUCUAACCUCAACCCAGUACGUUAUAGUGUUGGCUGCUAAACAACAAAUAAACACAUGAAUAUUUAAUAUAAUGGUUACCUGUAGCUUUUAUUGGUCUUUUCUUGGAGGAAAUGCUUGAUACAAUUCCACUAACUUUAACUAUUUUAAAACAUUUUUUUCCCACCACCUUUCCCCCACCACCAAAAUUCAGUUAAAAGCCAAAAUGAAGGACAAAUAAUAAACAGAUAGUUUUUUUAAAUUCAUUAACAUCCCUUUGUUUAAUCUGUAGUCACAUUUUCAAAACUCUAAACAUAGUUAGCACAACAUGUGUCUGUGGACCAUACCAUUAACAGAAUUAGUGGUUUAACAGAAUAUGCAGUCAGUUAACAAGAUUAUAAAAAGCUUCACUUUUCUGUUCAUACAAGCUUACCCAAUACCAAAAUUAUGGAUCUUUCUUAUUAUUUACAGGUAUUUGCACACAGCAUACCAGAAAUGAAAACCCAAUGUUAAAUCCUUAAGUAUACUGUAGUUUAAAGCCUCUAUGUCUACCAAAGCCACUCAGAGGCUAGACUGAAAGAGAUACGUAUUGAGAAACGGCUGAUUUUCACUUGUGUAAAAUAGACCAAUCGGAGCUGAUUUCACUCAGAUGCAGCCAGGUGCUGAAGGUCUUUCACUUACAUGGACAUCUACAGUAAAAGGGUACUUUUGAAUUGAUUUUGUUUAAUGUGGAUACACAGAGAUAAAGUAAUGUCUGGAUGAGAAAGAGGACCAGUCAGAGGAGCAGCUAGAUCAGGACUGUUUGAAAUUGUGACUGUUUGUGUUUUUGUUUGUUUUUUCAUUCUGUGCCUUUUGUAUUUGUGUUACACAUGUAUGUUGGAUUUUUUGUUGAUCAUUGUCAGAAAUGUCAUGUUGCUAAUAAAGCUUUUAUUGCAGCAA